This is a messenger RNA of Musca vetustissima, 3195 nucleotides long. RefSeq lists its product as uncharacterized. Lineage: Eukaryota; Metazoa; Arthropoda; Insecta; Diptera; Muscidae. Bases 671 to 2410 code for a protein of 579 amino acids. The transcript is spliced from 3 exons. The record is from RefSeq and is a predicted model, not a curated record.
UUUUAGUAAUAUAGAAAAAUAUUUGUGGCAUUUGCAAACAUUUCAUGGUUUCCAAAAUAGUGAUACAUUCAGGUGUACGAUAUGUAACAGCGCAUUCACAACUAAAAGUUCCUUUAAAAGGCAUCUUACAAAAGUUCACAGAGAAAUAUUUGUGGAAAAACAUUGCGGCUCCACGAAAAAAUUACCAAGUCAAAGUGAUUUUAGGAAUUUGGAAAAAAAUAUACUACACAAAAAAUAUGUACCUAAAGAGGUAUGCAUCGAGAGCCACUGUGAAGAGACUUCUGAUUCUGGAACAUUCGAUGAAGUACCAGUAAUAGAAAAUCUUUUUGAAAAUAAUUUAAAGUUUCAGACUGGUUUGUAUUCCAUAAAUAACUUAAGUCGAAAGGACGCUGAAAAUAUUCAGACUUCUCAAUACAAUCUUGUAAUUUUACCACUUCUAGACGUUUUCAAAAAAUUUGCUGGCAAAUUAGAUUUGGAUUCAAAGCAGGAAUUAUUUAAAACUAUUCGUUGUUGCAAUGAAGUUUUGAAUUCAAUAAAAUCUGAGUACUUAUUAACUAAAGAACUUAAAAAAAGAGAUUUGUGUGAAGAUUUAAACAUUUCUGUCAUUGACAAAAGCGGCGAGCUCAUUCACAAAAAAGGCAAUUUAACUUUCGCUGAAAAAGAGACCACAAUGGCAACGCUUUCCCUAAGACAUUCUUUCAAAAAAAUUCUUCAAAAAGAUAACUUAUUGUUAAAAAUGAUUGAUCAUAUGGAAUCUUUAAACAAAUCUUCGCAAUUUACCAACAUCGUGCAAGGAGAUAUGUGGAAAAAGAAGGCCGCUAUGUAUCCCAACCAACUUGUAAUUCCUUACUUUCUAUAUUCCGACGAUAUAGAAUUAAACAAUCCUUUGGGUGCACAUUCCACAACUCAUACCGUAACAAACUUUUACUUCUCUUUUCCUGUUUUACCAAAUGAAGAUACCAAAUUGGACCAUAUAUUUUUAGCGGCAUCAAUUAAAAGUAGUGACUUGCAAGUACAUGGAAUCGACAAGUGUUUGUUACCACUUGUUAACCAGUUAAUAGAUCUAGAAGUGGCAGGCAUUGAAAUCGAUUUAAACAACGGUAAAGUGUAUAAUCCUCACUUUUUGCCUUGUUUAAUUAUUGGUGAUAAUUUAGGUCUUAACACCAUAUUAGGCUACAGAAAAUCAUUUAGUGGUACAUUUUGCCGAUUAUGCAGAAUUGACAAAAAUAUGAGUAACGUAACAACGUCCGCUAUUCCAAGUCUUAAGAGGACAUAUGCAAAUUAUAGGCUUGACGUAAAUACCGGGGAUCCAUCUAAGACUGGCAUCGUAAGCGAAUGUGUAUUUAACAAAAUUCCGUCUUUCCAUGUUGUUGACAACUUGAGCGUAGAUGCAAUGCACGACGUUUUCGAAGGAAUUUGUCAUUAUGAUUUGUCUUUUGCCAUACUUUAUUUCACAAAUACCAAGAAAUAUUUCUCUUUGAAAACCCUUAAUGCUCGAAAACAAAAGUUCGAUUACGGGGAACUUGAAAUAGGAAAUAUUUCGCCCAAAAUUACUAUAACUCAUCUCAAAAAUCGCCAUUUAAAAAUGUCAGCAAAGGAAAUGAUGACGUUUUUAUUAUAUUUUCCAUUAAUUGUUGGUGAUAUGAUUCCAGACGAUGAUGAGGUGUGGAUAUUUAUUUUAACACUUAUACAAAUUGUAGAAAAAAUUCUCAAAUUUUCGGUUACGGAGUUUUCUAUAAGUUCUUUAGAAAAUCUAAUUGAAAAACAUAAUAAAGAUUUCAUUAGGCUUUUUAAAACUAAUUUGAAACCAAAAUAUCAUUUGUUAGUUCACUAUCCGGAAAUAAUAAGAAAAUGCGGACCUGUGCGGAAGUUCUGGAGUUUCCAAUUUGAGUCUAAACACCGCAGUUUUAAGUUGUACACACAUGCUAUAACUUCACGAAAAAACAUAUGUUUUUCAUUAGAGAAAAAAUAUCAGUUCACUUUUUCAAACUUUUUGCUAAACUCGUCUACAAGCAAUAAUCUUGUUGUUUUACAAAAAGAUUUAACCGUGUGUGAAUUAAAUGAUGAUAUAUGUGCUCAACUUAAAAUACCUAAAAGACAGUUAUAUUUUUAUAAUAAGGUUAUAUUACAAAACAUUGUAUACAAAAAGGAUCUUUUCGUUGCUGAAUGCGAAAUUGACUAUAAUAUUUAUAGAAUUAUAAAUGUAUUUUGUUUGGAUAACCAUAUUUAUAUAUUUGGUGAACGAUUUAAAGACGUUGUUUAUUGUAGCCAUUAUAGAGCUUUUGAGAUACACGUCAACAAAGUAGAGGGAGCCUUUGCGGUCAAUAUCAAAAAUCUUAUUGGACAUCCAACAACAGCCAUAAAAACCCAUACAGGAAAAUAUAUGAUAAGAAUAAAAGAGUUAUAUUAAUAUAUAUAAAAAUGGCAGCUAUUGAACAUCAAUUAGAAAUUCUACUCAAAAAAUGGAACUUACUACAUUUACUUUCCAACUUAAAAGAUGAAAAUAUAACGAUUGAUGUCUUACAAAUAAUUAACAGAAAACAUUUAGAGGAACUCACACGAAGAUUUAAAUUAGGAGACAAAAUAGUUUUUGAGUUUAAUAUUAAUAAAUGGAGAGAAGAAAUCGGAAAACCUAUUGAAAACGAAUAUUACUCAGACGUGGCCAAUAUUUCGUCUAUCUCACGGAAAUCUAGCUGUUCUGCUAUUACUUUAUCUCAAGAACCUCUGAAAGAACGCUUUGACUCCAAUACCUGUGUAAAACUGACGACAAUUUUGAACCAAAAUAAAAUUGGCAAAAGAAUUUUAGAGACCUAUAAAAAAUACGAACAUAUAAAUGAAGAUCAACGAAAUUUAAUAAUUACAACAAUAGCUAGUUAUUUUCAUGCAAAUGAGUUGCACAUGUCUUUACAAGAAAGCUAUAAUUUGGAAAAACAAAUAAUAGAAAUGUUUCCCAAUGAGAAACUCCAUUCUUACCGCACCGACAGACGUGGAAAGCUAUAUGUAAAAUACAACAAUAUGAAAAGAAAUCACAUUUAUCAGAAAGAUAGAGAUGUCAAUUCACCUAAGGCAUCCAAACCUGCAGAUUAUAUCGUUUCUGAAGAAAACGCCAAAGAAAUAAUUCAUAGUUUAAAAUACGAUAAUGUCGACCAAGAACAAUUUUUAAAAAUGUGGCAGUCAUGCGCAAAUUACCGAAUA